AUGGGGUCGGAGGAAGCACAUAUCACGGAGGCCCUGCUUGGCGCGGCGGAGACGGAGCUGUCUGAGGAACUCCGGAGGCGGCGCACCCCGGAAUGGAACAUGACCGCCGCCGCACGGGCAGCCCUGGCGACCGCCCUUGACAAGCGACGGGCGGCGCGGCAUGGCUUCAAGGCCAGACCGAACGCAGCAACGUGGAGGAUCCUCAAAGCAGCGUGCAAGGGGGUGAAGGCAACAAUCGCAACGAGCGUCUACGACCACCUGGAAGGGUACGUGACGGAGCUCGAAGCGAUUUACCAGGACCGCGACAUGCGGGGGCUGUACCAACACCUCAAGCGAUCAACGGGCCUCAGCGGGAGACAAGCUGGGGGGCAGCAGUUCGUUACAGACGAGAACGGCGUGCUACUCCGGAACAAGGAUGCCAUCCUCAAGCGGUGGCGGAGAUUCUUCAAUACCCUCCUGAACUCCAAGUCCCCCACUCUGAACCCAGACGUUGUCGAACAGGUGAUGCAGCGACCAGCGACGCGCGCCACCCGACACCUGGCGGCGGUACCAGACCUCGAGGAGGUUGAGGCGGCGACGAAAGGCCUGGGGAACUGGAAGGCGGUUGGUCCCGACCUCCUUGCCGCCGAACUGCUCAAGGUCGACGGCGACGACGAGCCAGUUGUCCUGGAGCGCCUCCGUGCCAUCUUCGUCGAAGUGUGGAAUGGGGGAGAGAUGCCGCAGGAGUGGAAGGAUGCCAUCAUUAAGGUGCUGUACAAGAAGGGUGACCGUUCGAACUGCAACAACUACAGGGGCAUCUCGCUGCUCUCGCAUGUAGGCAAAGUACUCGCCAAGACCAUCACCAACCGCCUGAGCGCAUUCUGCGAAGCCAACGAAAUCCUCCCGGAGGAACAGUGCGGGUUCCGGCCUGGCCGAUCCACGGUAUGCAUGCUGUUCGUUGUGCGCCGACUCCAGGAGCUGGGGCGGAGGAGGAGAAUCCCGCUCUACAUGUGCUUCAUCGAUCUGCAGAAGGCAUAUGACUCGGUGGACCGGGAGCUACUGUGGAAGGUGCUGGCCCGGGCCGGGAUCCCCGGGGAGAUGAUCGCCGUCAUCCGCAAGUUCCACGUCGGAAUGCGGGCCCGGGUCCGCACGGACGAUGGGGAGCUAUCGGACUGGUUCCCGGUCACGCAGGGAUUACGACAAGGGUGCUCAAUGUCCCCACUGCUGUUCAACGUCUUCUUCGCAGCGCCUCUCGAGAUCAUUGUCACACGGUUCAGCCAAGAUGAGGUUAUCGUGCGGGACCUAGUGUACUUGAAGGAGGAGGAACGGAGGGGGGAGGGAUUGCUGGACCGAGUCCGGAGGGCGGUGUGGGGGAGGCUAUAUGCCGACGAUGCCGGCGUUGUGUCGAAGUCCGCCGACGGCCUGGCGAGGAUGAUGACCAUUAUCGUGGAGGUGUUCCGGGAGUUCGGGCUGACGGUGUCGGAGAGGAAGACGGAGACCCUGGUGAUGCGGGUGAAGGAGAGACAGCGACCGCCGCCGCCGCCACCGCCGGUGCUGACCAUCGAAGCAGCGGGGCAAAGGUACGCACAGACGACCGAGUUCCGAUACCUGGGCGGCCUCGUCAACGAGCAGGGCGACCUUACCCGAGAGAUCAACCACAGGAGCAAAGCAGCGUGGGCGUGCAUUAAGCGAUACGCCACGGAGCUCUUCGACCGACCGGGAGCACCGUUUCGCCUCAAAGCCCGCCUGCUCCAGGCGGAGGCAGUGGAGGCACUGCUAUACGGCUGCAUGACAUGGUCCCCACGCCGCAACCACUACGGAAUGCUGCAGACGACACACCACCGGCUACUCCUGCGAGUCAUCGGCUACCGGCGCAAACGAGGCACCUACCGGCAGCUGUCAUACGCCCAGGCGCUGAAGAGGGUCGGCUGCCAGAGCGUGGAGGCCACUGUCCGUCAACGGCGCCUGCUCUUUGCGGGGGCCGUGGCAAGACAGCCGGACGGGCGGCUUCCGAAACGGCUGAUGUUCGGCGAGUUGGUGGGAGGGGAGGGCCCGGGCCAGGGAAACCCGGAGCAGAACUGGCUGACAUGCCUGAAGGACGACAUGAAGAUGUUCGAAGCCAGGUACGGCUCCACGACCGACAAGCCGAGCGUCUUCGGAGUCCCGAAGUUAGUCUGGAGUGAGGCGGCGAAGGUGGAGGGGGGGGUACCGUGGCACGCGGGGGUGCUACAGGGAGCUGAGAGGUUCAUGGCCUCUUGGCACAAGGGCAAGGAGGAGGCCAGCCGACAACGAGCCAUCAAACGAGGAGACAGCGGGCCCAAAAAUAGUCUAGAUACGGCACCAAUCAACGGGGCGGGAGGGGGGCGGGAGGAAACGGCGCGGGAAGAAAGCAAGCGAGAAGAGACCGACCGCGUGACGUGACAUGUUGCGGUUGAAUUUCAGCGACUAGUUUUUCUGUUGCCCUCUCCCCCGUUUGCUGUCGCGUUCAGACUGGCUCUACGGAUAUCCCUGUCUCUGUGGGAGUUUGUUUAUGUCCUCGUCUGUCUUUGAUUUAUUUCGGCUUUGUUUUGUUUUUUUACUGGCACGUACUGUUGACCCUUGGGGUCCUUCCGGAAGGCUACCCCCCAGGCUGGUGGUGCGCACGUUCCACUAUUUGUUUAAUUAUUUGUUUCUGAUUCUUUUGUUUUCUUGUAUUUUAUC
Ectocarpus sp. CCAP 1310/34 is the source of this 2679-nucleotide messenger RNA. The record is from the annotation of a GenBank genome assembly. Lineage: Eukaryota; Phaeophyceae; Ectocarpales; Ectocarpaceae.